Bactrocera neohumeralis is the source of this 14442-nucleotide messenger RNA. RefSeq lists its product as uncharacterized. The transcript has 2 exons. Gene Ontology annotation, molecular function: peptidyl-prolyl cis-trans isomerase activity; zinc ion binding. Gene Ontology annotation, biological process: protein peptidyl-prolyl isomerization. Lineage: Eukaryota; Metazoa; Arthropoda; Insecta; Diptera; Tephritidae. The coding region runs from base 2686 to 4953 and encodes 755 amino acids. The record is from RefSeq and is a predicted model, not a curated record.
AGCGUACAUUUGCAAUCGAACUGUCCGACGGCGCGGAGGACAAACACGCAGAAACAUAUUCAAAUAAAAUUUGCGCAAAGCAACGGUUUUUUUUACAAUAAAAAUAUAGGGGAGACAAUAUUUACUUUUUCUAAUUGCCAUAAAACCGUUUUCCUUAAGCGUUUUGCGCAAUCUUUCGUAGCGUCGGGGAAGAAUAUUUGCAAAUGAGAUAAAAUAAUAAUAAAAAAAUUGUCAAAAUUUUGCGUGCGGGUUGAAGAGAAGUAAAUUAAAAUAAAGUAACUGUGCAAAAUAUGUGAUAAUACAAAAACAAAACGUGUAGAGCGCUGCUAACAGGAGACGAGAGGUGCUUUGCUGGUGUGAAAAUCUAUGAAAAAAAUCGUUACUUUUCCCCUAAAUGGUGCUAACUAUUAACUGCUACUUUGUUACUUCCAAUACUUUGUUCGCCUGCACCAACGUCACAACUGUGCAAACGAAGGCAAAAGGGUUCACUAGCUGACCACUAGCGCACUCCACUCCGAUUCAAAUGCAACAGUUAAUACUUGAAUAAAAAUAAUUAGUAAAUGUAAAUAAUAAAAAUAAGAAAUUUAUUGCCAUUAAUUUCAAUAUUAUUUGAAAUACGAAUUUCCAAUAAAACAACAUUAAACGCGUUAACAUAUGUCACUUUCGAAAAUAGCUACUGGCUUUUCAGCGUUGACGCCUGAGCGUCCAGGCGCGAAGAGAGCCCAAUAGAGAGCACAGAACGUACGGCAGAAGAAAGCAGCAAGGCAGAGAGCUUUGUUGAUGCCAAAGUGAAUGCGAAAUACAUACAAACAUAUACAUACAUACAAUUACAAAUUAGAGAGGGGAGUAUUGUGAAGAAAUAAUAGUAAGAUCCAAAGACAAUCUCGCACGACAACGGAAGCCACCAAAGAAAAUACAAGAACAAGAAACACCCCACCAACACAAAAGGAAUAAAGCAAUAAACGAAAUUAAUAGUAUUGCCAGUAGGCAAAGGUAGCAGUAGUAAGCAACACAAACACACUCUCACACUAAGCAAACGCGCAUUAUACACCACCGAUUCGAAUUGAUACGGAGAAGCAACAAUAUGUUGAUAAGCAAAAGUUCCUAGGCAACUUGUUAAGCAAACACAAGUAUAAGUAUAGAACUAAUACACACACACACACACACAUAAACACACACUAACAAGCGAAAUAAAUUUAACGUUCAUCUUAAAAAAAAUAAAAAUCAAAUAACUAAAAGAGCCACCGGAGUGACAGCAUGCGAUACUUUGCAUCAUGUUGCGCCUCAAGUUGCCAAUGUGAACACUGUUGCAUGCGACAUGCACGAGUAAAGUGGCACAUGUGCUAGGCGAAGCAAAAACAAAUAAAAAAUUACAACAAAAUUGAAAUUGUAAAAGCAAAAUACUAAGAAAAAACAACGUAAACAAAUAAUAAACAACAAAACUAAAAAUUGCAUCAAUACAUGUGUUAACAAUAAUUAUUGUAUUGCAAAAAGUGAGUAAAUAAGUUUUGUUUGCAAACGUCAGUAAAUGAGCAGCUGAGAAUUCAAAAUAAAAUAUAAUUGAAAUUUAAAAAAUUGCAAAAUAAAUGAGUAAACAGAAUUAAUGUAAACUGUAAAAGAAACUAGUUCAAAAUUUUAAAUAAAAUAAAAAUAAAUAAAUGUAAAAAUGAUUGAAAUUAUGGAAAAGAAAAAAUAAAGAGCGGGAAAUAAAAUUUAGUAAAAUUUUUAAAAUAAAUAUAAUAGCAAGAAUAUUAUAUAAAUAAAUAGUAAUAACAAUAAAUAUAAAUAAAAGGGUGAAGCCCCUCCCUUGUUUUCUAUAUCGCUAUAACGGUUAGUCAUGGAAUAUUUCAUAUAGUAAUCAAUACCAAUACGAUAGUGCUUUCCAUCAAUGAAAGUACAUUAAAAUAUCAUUAAAUCAAAAGAAUAGGUCUAGAGGGGCAAACACAAAAAAAGUUGCCAAAGUUUUGAAUUUCCUUAUUUAAAAUUUGUUUGGAAAAAAUCUAACAUACCGCUUCAUAAUGAAAAUUUUUGGAGUAAUUUUUGAAAAUAAAAUUCAAAAAAAUAAAAUAAAUCGAUAAAAUCAUUUAAAUAACUUAGGUUGAACGCUGUGAAUUGAAAAUAAAAGAUUAUGAUUAGAAAUGUCAAGAAGCAAAUCAACUACGAACUUCUUGCAAUAAAUUUAAUUAAAAAUACUUUUUUAAACCUAUUUCUAGUUGCGGCAGCGUAGCAGAAGCUCCAUUAAUUAAAUAUAUGCUAGCUAAUGCAAGCAUAAGGAAUCAAUAAAGUAAGCCCUCCAAUAGUCGAACUAGUUAAAUUGAAAACAAAAAAUAAAUAUUAAAAAAAAAAUUAGAAAAUUACACAAAUUAAAUUACAAAUAAAAUAAGCGUAAAAUAAGAGAGCAACAAAAAUACAAGAAACAAAUCAAAUUAAUUGCAACAAAUUGCUGCGACAACUAAUUGCAAAAUAAACGCAGCAAACCGGCGAAAAAUGAUUUGGCAAAUGCAAUAAGGAAAUGAAUAACAAUAAACAGAACAAAGCAGAAAAAACUGCUAAAACAAUCUAAAUUAAAGCACGUUACAACUACAACUACAACUGCAACAAAACAAAACGCACACGAUGUUGUGUUUAUAAACAAAUAUUAAUGGUUUUUAGCUGUGAUAUAACGUCUAGCGAUUAUUUGAAACGAUGGACUUGGCGACCGUACCACCGGAGCUGGAGGAGCUCCUUAUCUGCAGCUGUUGCCAUUUACCCUUCAACGAUAACGACGCGCUGCCGAAGCUAUUCACGUGUCGCCACUACUUCUGCCUCAAAUGUGUCAAUUCGUUGCUGCGCGAAGGCAGCGAUGAACUCUACUGCGUACACUGCUGGAAGCGUACCGAACUGCAGGGACCCGAGCCACGUACCGACAGCUUACCCACCUACAAUGCGAUUCUAUAUCUCACACAGAAUUUGACUGCGCUUAGUUUUAAAAUGAAAUGCGGCGAACGUGAUCGGCAGCAGCGUUCGUCGUCGAUUGCAUCGAACGGCUCCACCGGCGCACUUAGCGGGAGCGGCGUUAUUAAUAAUAUUGCCAAUAACAACAACAAUAACAGCAACAAUAGCGAUGGCAGCAAUGGCAAUCUGAGUAGUAUAGGCGUUGGCGUUGGCAACAACAACGCCAAUAGCAAUUUGGAUAAAUUGAAAAUGACCGAAAAUUGCAUGACACAUGCCAUGCCCAACACAUUGUGGUGUAGCGUUUGCAAUAUCUUGCUUUGCCGCGCCUGUGCCGCAACCGAGGAGCAUCGCACACAUUUGGUGAAGAAUAAAAUCGAAGCCAAGGAAUCACUGCACUCGGACAUAUCAAAAGAGCUGCUCGGCAUGCAGAAGACGCUGAACGAUGUGCAACAUUUGGUAUUGAAGCAACGUGAUUUUUUGCUCAAAAUAUUGGAGAGCUGCACCACGCUCAAGACACAAAUCGAGGCGGAGCUGCUGAAUCAUAUGCCCACUUUGGAGAUUUCCGAAAUUCGUGAGAACCUAUGCAAGGCGCGUCUUUGCCUCGAGAUACUGGACAAGCAGACGCCAGCUGAGGCUAUGAAGCUCUAUGCUACACUGCAUGCCGAGAAGCAGCGGCUCAUGGCCAAGUAUCAGGAGAUGUUUCUGCAAUGCAAACUGGACGAUAUGAUACGUAAUUGUGGCUAUGUCUUCGAUUUCGAUCUUAUCAAGCAGGCCCUCGUACAAAUGCAUAAUUGUGUGCUCAAUGGUGGCAAUUUGGAUAACUUCGGUGUGGGCUCGGUAAUUGGUGGUCUCAAUGGCAUAACGACGUCCACUCAUCAGAACCCGGUUUUGCUUUUGGCCAAUUAUUGCAUUUCGCAAUUGUAUUCGAGACAUAUGUUGUUGUUGAAGCAACAGCAACAACAGCAGCAGCAACAGCAGCAUGCACAACAGCAACAACAACAUUUGUUGUCCAACGGUUUGCUCACCUCGAUGAUAUCGCACGUGAGCCUCUCCACGACUACCAAUGGAAAUUUGCCCACUUCGAAUGCCAAUUUCACGCAUGCAACAUAUGCACAGGCAUUGCAACAGAAUCAACCGUCGAGCAACAGCGUGGCACAACAACAAGCCAACAAUCCAACUUCGCCCGUACACAAGACUUACGCCGACAUCAUUGCGCUCUCGAGCAAAUCUAACGCCAGCCUGCAAACCGCUCAACAGCAGCAACAGCUGUUGCAACAACAAGCCGUAAGCAGUAGUUUCUCCGAAAUCGCACCAAUUGGCACACCGGCAACAACAUCGAACACAUCAGUGGUGGUUGGCGCACAACGCAACAACACUUCACAUCUCUUUUCCAGCACCGAUCUCAACGGUUUAGGUCUAAGCUUAUUGCAUCUGCAACAACAACAGCAGCAGAGUGCUUCGAAUACACAACAACAAACGAAAUCAACAUUACUACUUAACCCCAGCAUACACGUCUAUCCCAUCUACUAUUUCAACAUCGAAAUCAAUGGGCAGCACUCCGGCCGCAUCCUCAUAGAGGUGCGCAGCGACGUAGCGCCGAAAAUGGCGAAGAAUUUCAAUGCACUGGCCACUCAAGAGCUCGGCUAUGGUUACAAGGGUUGUCACAUUUUCCAGUGUUGGGAAAACGAGAGUAUUAUUACAGGUGAUUUUGAAUUAAAUAAUGGGCGUGGCGGACGCUCGGUAUACGAUGAGGGCUUUUUUAUGCCGGACGACACAAAGAUACUAGCCAUACGCGGUUCGGUUGGCAUGAGGCGAAGUCAAAAGCGUCACGAUAAUUUAGGUCUCGUUGGUUCACAGUUCCGUAUAAUUUUAAGAGAAAUGCGCGGUUUUACAGGCAUAUUUGCAUUUGUGAUCGAGGGUUUGGAUUUGGUGGAGAAAAUAUCACAAACCGGCGAUGCGACUGGUAAGCCACAGAGUAGUGUUGUCGUUGUCAGUUGUGGCAAAUAUCAGUUGGGUUAAGUGUCGUAAAGGUCUGAAGUAGGGGUUAGAUUUUAAGAUUUUACUUUCAAUAAUGCCAUCUUUUUAAUAAGCGUACGUUAGAAAAUUAUAUUAAAAUAUCAUGAGCUUAGGUUUCCUACCUAUGUAAAUCAUGUUUUGAGUAUGUAUUGAAGAGUACGAGCGGACGGGUGUGGAGGCACUAUUAUCAGAUUAAGGCAAAUACUAAACGCAACUGAAGAAGGGAUCGUGAUUUUCAUAAAUACAUAAAAGUUGCUUGAACCUUAAUAUUAUACUAGAAUGCAAGCAGCUUUCGAAAAUGUUAUUUUUUAAGCUUUAUUUAAUUCGGAAACGUUAUUUUUAGCUUUAUUUAAUUUUUUUUUAUUAAAUUAACUUUAUGUUUUCUCUUCUUAUACUUAUUCCUAUAUUUCACACAUGAAAUCACAUUUCAUCCAAAACCUUGAUCUCUCUAUUGGCAAAUGAUACCUUAAUUGAGCUCAAUUUACUAUAUAAAAAAUCCUUCGAUGUAAUUUACAAAAUGGUAUCACUCAAUUUGAUAACAAACAAUCACACUUACUCGAAUAUUACACUCACUUCCUCAAAGAAAAUGUUAAUUGAGCUUAAUUUAACAAGCAAACAAUCCUAAAUGAGCAAUUAAUACUUGAUUGAAAGUAAAAUAUGUAAUUUUAAUUUAAUUAAUUUAAUGUAUAUCGCUAAACUGAACUCAAUUUCAAAUAAAAGUCAUCUUAAUUAAAUAGUGUCUCAAUAAAAAUAAUUUAUUCAAUCUAUCAUUAUAAUUGUUAAAGUUCAGAGUUUGUUUGAUUUCAUGGAAUUUCGUACAAAAUUCUCAUCGAGUUCCUUACAUAAUUAAUUUACAUAAUUAAUUAAUUUUAAUUAAUCGAUAUAUGAAAACUAGUAAUAGACAAACAAAAUUUUAAAAUUUUUGGCGAUUUUCAAAUCUAUAAUUUUUACUGAAUUAAUUAAUUUUAUAAUUAAAAAAAUGAGCAAAAUCUUUUGUGACGUUUCGUCUAACACACUAUAUCCACUGUCUAUAAAUAUAUACAAAAAAAUUUAAUUAAAAAGGAAAAGCUCUUUUUAAAUUGUGUUUCAAACUUUCACAAUUAAAAACUCGAACUUCGAAAACAAAUAUGAAACAAAACCAAUAAAUAUCAUAAGGCUUCAACAAGAAGUUGAAUAGUGAGAAGGCAAAAGUCCAAAUUAAUGGAUGUGCGUGUAAACGUUAAGCUAGUUUAAACGUCCGCUCAUCAGACUGUUAAAAUCUGCAAAAUGCCGUAAUCGAUAGUAAGAAAACAAAGACACCCACACAACCUUUAACUCGAAAAUGUUGCUGUAUUCCUCUUUUCUAAGGCACUCGUUGAAACAGUCAAUAAGAAAAUUUGUAGCGAAAAAUUUUCACUAAUCAAUACUUUGGGGUAAUCAAACGAUAUGAUUUGACUAACUAAUUUAACACCGUGACAUACAACAAACAAAGAACAAAGUGAAAACGUCUAGGGAAUUUCUACUCAUGGAGUAGUAAGCGUCAUUUUAGCACUUUUGUAGAGCGACAAAGCGAAAACAAAAACAAAAAAACGAACAAAAUUUAACGAUGAAUAGUUAAAAUUUACGGAGAAUACACGAAAACUUAGCUACAUAAGGGCACAUACUUGUAGGUUGCUUGUAAACCGGUUGACGGAACCGGAAAUGAAGAAUAUAAAUAUAUAAAUUGAGCCAACAACGCAAUAAAACAUAAAUGUGAGAAUAUAUACGAAGAACUAUGUAGUUAUUUACAUAUAUACAUAAAUAAAUAAAUAAAAUAUAUAUAUAUAUAUUAUCUCGAUGUGUAGCCUUGAAGUGUUAAUAUUAAAAAUAAAUACACACACACACACAAAAAAAGUGUAUCAGAUAAAACACUUAAUUUAAAACUACGCAUAAAGACAGAAACUUAUAUACAUACAUACAUGAAGAUAAUAUAUCGCAAUAUAUAUAAAUAUAUGUUAGGCAAAACCAAAAUCAUUACACAUAUAUUAAACGUUAAACUUAAAUGUCCAAGAAUUAAAAGAAUGAGGCGCAUAAAAAGUAAAGAAAAAUAAUUAAAUGUGAAAUUAAAUAUUCAAGAUAGAGAAUAUUAUAGUAAACUAUCCAGUAUUAAACGAUUAAUUCCUUGAUGACGUUUAGAGAGCAUUCAAAACAAUGCAGAACUUUAGCAACAAAAACAUACCUACAAAUAUACCAAAACAUAGUUAAAUAGUAUAGCAUAUAUUUACUUAAAUGCAACAAACAAGAAACAACAAAACAAACAAUGUUGAAUAUUGAUAUUGAUAAAUACAUUUGUCUGAAACAUUUGUGUUUUAAAGCGCUACAAGUGUACCUGUCUUCAAAACGUUAUAUUGAAAGUCUAGCGAAGAAAAUGCCGAAGUACUAUAAGCCAAAACAGAAACAGAAACAGAAAAACAAAAAAUCAUAUAUGUAGAGCAAAAGCAACAAAUUUGGCAACUUCUAUACCUAUAUAUAUAUAUAAAUAUAUAUAUAUGUAAAAGAAGCAUGAUUAAAGAAUCCCCUUCAACAUUUUAAAUAUACGAGAUUUCAUACUAAAACUAUAUUCUAACUUUACUAUCUAAUUAAUUUUUGUAUAACACGGUUUUUUGUGCUAACAACUUUACGAAAGAAUAGUAGGAAAUGAAAAAAAAAAACAAAAUAUGUACCUACAAACCUACAAACACGUAGACAAAAAGUAGAAACAAUUUAGAAUCGAUGCACACGUUUAUGAGUAAAAAAAAAGAGGAAAUUCCCAGCGAUUUUGAAAGCCAUAAUUUUACGAAAUAAAAAGCUUCGGCAUUUGAUGAUAUGAAAAUCAAACACAUAAGCAGUCUUAAAUACAACAAAAACAUGACUGCACUAACCAUUCAUACUUAUAAAAAGAUGUAUGUUUACACUUCGUCAGGCAUGAAACGUUUAUCGUGAAAACUAACAAUAGUUAUCGAAAAUAGUCGAUAACAACUUUUACAAAACUAUAUUUAAGUUAUUUUAUGUUAUAUGUUAGUCAAUACUUUAUUUCUAUACAACUCACAGCAUAAAUCAUUUUAUCGGAUUUAUAACCGUCGAAUUUUCUUGCGAUAACAUAAUAUUAUUAUAUCGGAAACAAUUAAAGUUAUCGCUGCAAUAAAUCAAAAUAAUAUUUUCAAUCAGUCAGUGAAUUAAAUUGUAGAAAAUUCCUGCCAGUUGUGGUACAAUAGAAUCUAACAGUAAUCGAUUAUCGAUAAUAUUCAACAAUAUCGAAGACGAUUCAGUGAUGUGGACCUAAAUUGAAUAUUUCAAGUAUUUUUCUUUUGGCAUGUGCCUAAUUCUUUUUUUCAAAAUCCUAACUCUUUUUACUGUUGCACUGAAAACGUUUGGUAUUUAUAUUCUUUCAAUUACACAAUUAUUAUGUCUGCUGUUUGAAACAUAUAUUUUUGUUCUCCAUAUUAUUAAAUAAUUUUGAAGCAAAUAUUGAUUUCAUAACGGGAACAAGUAAUUGUACUAAAUUGUACGAUUUCAAAAAUUAAUAUCCGAAAGUUUCAAUCCUCUGGAAAAAGUUUUCACAUUCAUUGUGCCGGAUACGAGGUUUAUUAAGGAUAGCGCAAGACUAUACUUCCACAACGAGAUCUGAGUGACUUUGUACAAUCAUUUUUAAUUUUGGCUAAACUCUUGAGCUUAUACAUAUAAGAAACAACCCUCUAAGCUGUUCUCAGCAGAACUUAAAAAAAGUAUUUUAUUGCCAGUUGACGACAAUGAAAAAAACUUCUGAUCCUACCAAAAGUGAAUAUAAAUAUAUAAAUUUGUGAAGAGUUAGGUUUUCAAAUUUUAACUUUACUUUUCUGCUGUGAGUUGUAGAAUAAUUUCUUAAUAUUUAUUAUUUCCUUAAAUAUGUUAAAUAUGUAUACGUAUGGUCUGUAGCCAGUGAAUUACAGUAGUGGACAUCGAUUUUUCCUUGUUGUUUUUUUUAUUUAAAUCUUAACACGAAACGUUGAUGGGAAAUUAGGAGUAUGUCUUUAAGUUAAAACUACCUAUUAUAAAAAAUAUACAAUUCGGAAAUUAACAGAGAACACAAUUGACUCAGAAGUGCGAGCGAUAAUCUUUUUAUAAAGUUAUGGCGUGAUUAUAAUAGAUGAAGCAUUUUUAAACGCAAACACGUAACUAAACUUAACUUAAACUUAAACACUGCAAAAGAACAGUACUACAUAUGUAUGUGCUAGGUUUCGAAAUGUACUUAAUUUAGGUGGCAACCUAGUUUCAUUUUAUUUCCUUUUCUCCUAUAGUAAAUGCUCAAAAAUGCAAUCAACGAAAUUAGCUGCCAAUAAAAUAUGAACGAAUUUGAAGGCUUUCUAGAAAACUAAAAUUACGAACGGCACAUUUAAGCAAUUAAGUUCUUUAACCCAUGAUUUUCCUUUUCGUUUAUUUUUCUUUCUGGAGAGAAAAAAUCUCUUUUGCGUGUUAGGCAGUAUUCAUAUAUUAAAUCGUGCGUUUAAAUCGAAUUUCUAACAUAAAAACGUAUUUUAAUUACUAAUUAAAUUUAACUGAUGCAUAAUCUAAUGACAUAUCCAAAUUUGCAAAGAAUUAAGUUAUAAAAUAUGCGUAAACAAAAAGGAGAGUUAAACACUUUGCGACACUUACUAAGAGCUGCGCUAAAAAAGACCAAAUAACUCACACUCUUCAACAAAUACUAUAAUUGCUAUUCGAUUAACGUAGUAAGGCAACAAAAUGAAACGAUUAAAACCGGAAGAUCGAAGAAAAAUUAUAUAAUAUGCGCUUGAAUUACUUUCGAAAUUUACACAAGUAAUUUUUAAUACACAGCCAAGUGUGUGAACUUAAAAUAUACAUAUGUAUGUAUUUAUCAAACGAAAUUAUUAUUAUUCAUUAAAUUAUUUGUUCAAUCGACUUUAUUGUGGCAGAGAAAAUUAACUAGAUAUCAAAAGAACAUUGGAAAUUAUAGACAAUUACAACACAAAUUCGUAGUGCAAAUAUGCAUAUAUUCGUAACGACUUAACUUAGCAAAAGACAAAAUAAAAAAAAAACCAAAAAACAAAGAAUGCAAAAAUGCAAAAGAAAGUAUAAACAGCAAAGAAAUUGCAAAGAAAAACUACGCUUUAAAUGUUGUGUGAUUACAUUUUAAGACAAUUAAUUAAUUAAUUGCAUAAUUUUACGCAAAACGUCGUUUCAUAUAACCAAAGAACAAAAAUGAAUUAAAUCAAAUACAAAUGCUAUUUAUUAACUCUUUAUAUUUAGGGAGAAUAGAUUUUUUUCAUAUAUAGUAGCCGAUUUGUUUUUACUUAGUCAUAAGUGGCAAAAAUUCUGUGCGGAAAAGGUGCUUGUGUGAAUGUGAAAGGUUGGUGAAAAUUGUUGAAAAACUUUAAAUGAACCGCAGAACAACAAAUAUCUUCAAAUAUAUUUGCUUCUAUUUAAAUUCCAAUUUCACUAAAUGCAGCAUGCCUAACUGUACAUUUUUUGUUGCAAUAAAUGGAACAGACGAAUAACUCAUAUUAUUUUUGUAAAGGACGUUUAAUGGAGAACUAUUUUUAGUAAAUAGACUCUUAGACAUUUCUUUUAACGACAAACAUAUGAUUUAUGGAACCAAUGGAGGAAAGUGAGGUUAUCACUAAUUUUGACAAAAAGUAAGAGUUGAAAGGAAUUAAUGAUGUUCAAUUAAUUAAGCAAUCAAACAUUUCACAAAAUAAUACUUUUAUGUAUGAUCUAUUGAACAUUUACAGGCGAUAUUUUCAAAGUCAUAGUAUAGAUUAUGAGACAAUUAAAAUCCAAUAUGUUUAUCUGAAGAUGGAGUUGUUUUUCCAAUGUAAUGAGUUACGUUUUUAUAGAAAAGUAAUACGUUUCUUUAGUUUUCAGAACUAUCAAUGAUUUGGAUAUAAAAAUUGGAAAAAUAUGGUGAGGGAUAUCGAGAAAUAAAUGCGCUUAUGGCCACAUAGUUAAUCAUAACUUUUUUAAGACCUUUGCAUAAGAGUAUUCAAGAACUUACCGUCGGAGGUUCACAUAAAUGUGAUUUUUAUUUAAUAUGAGAAAUUCACGGAUUUGUUGUUCAGAAAGAAGAAUGAUUCACUGAGGAACGAGGAAGAAUGUGCUUUAGGUGAUUAUUUUUUCGGUUUCGACGAUUCGUUUAUGUUGAAUAAACCGAUUAAAGUAAUUUUAAAUGGCAUAGCUACUCGAUUUGCUUAAAUAAGUUGAUGUAUUUUUCAAUUCUGUGAGUAUUCUAAAAUUUAAUUGAACGCGGAUCAUUGUAGACCUUUCCCGAAACCACAGAAGCACCUGAGGAUAGAAAUUUAGCAGACAGCAAAAAGUAAAACGGGCAACACGCUUUACAUGUACAAUAAAAACCAAACAAGUUUUAACUUAAGUAGACAAACAUACAAACAUACAUGUAUAUUAACAUACAUAUAUACAUGAAACGCAUAGGUUAGAAAAAUUAAAAGUCGCUAAAAACUUUAACUUCCGUUUGAGAAAACAAUAAAUAACAAUGCCGUUCCAUACUUUUUAUGAUUAUGUAGCAUUAAAAUAGCAACAAAAGCAAAAACAAAAACGAAAAGAAAAAAUCAUAAAUUACGAAUAACAUACAUACAUACGCAAAUUACAUAUGUAUUAGUGUUGUAAGAGAGAAAUAUUUUUGCAAAAGUGAAAUGUUGAAGGUCAAGUGGAGAGGAGCAGAACUCAGCGCCAAACUGAUAGCGACGAAAAAACGUGCGACGACAUGAGUUGCCGAGCCGAUAAAAUACGAUUUUAGCUUUCAAAGAGAUACUGGAAUACUGGAUAAACAUACAGUAAAUUCAGAUAUAUACCAGAUAUGGUAUUGUACAUACAAACAAACAAACUUACAAAUGACAAAUGGGAAUGCAUACACAAGUACCUUCGGUUUAGGAACCUCAAAAUCAAUAAACAAAACAUUGAUAAAACAAAACAAAAACUAGAUGCAAAAACAAAAACAAAAGCAAAGGCCAUAAAGUAAAUAUGUAUAUGUACAUAUUAUGGUGCCCGUCAUUUCCCCCAAGUUGAUGUUGUUUUUUACCUGACGCACACUGAAGUUACAGUUUUGCCCUAAAAAAUUAUCACACUGAAGCAAACUCUCUAUUUUCGAUAUAAACAUGAGAUUUUUUGAUCUUUCGCAUAAAAUUUUUUACCUGCGAAGCAUUGAGCCCACAAUUUUGAAAAAAAGGAUUUUCUAAUACAAAAUUUUGCGCUCUAUAUAAAAGGUCUGGCUGGUUUCUUUCCAUGAAAACAUUUCUUUAAAAGUUGUAUGCGCCUAAAAGAUACUCAAUUUGGGGAAUAACGGAUACCCUAGCACAUAUGUAUAUGCAAACAUAAAUAGUGGUAACACAUAAGGAUGUAUGUGCAUGCUUCGAAGCUAAAGAGCAAAAAAAAAAACUAUUGGUAAACUUAAACCAAAUAAUUUGUGAACUCAAAAUUUAGUUAAAUCAAACGAAUUAAAAUCAAUAAAGAAUUAAUCAAUAGCAGAAAUAAAAAAAUAAGAAUAAAACGCAGUGCAGCAACAACUUAAAGUGUCUUUAGCGAGUUGAGUAUUUUCUGUUUGGUGGAAAAUGGCGCGUGAUGUGCAAAAAUUGAUAUAAAGAUAAAUUGUGGUAACGUUAAAAAUUCAAAAAAAACAACAACAGUUAUACGUAGUAACCAACCUACAAAUGAAUGUAUACAUAGUUUUUAGGCAUGGAGGAACGCAGAAUACCCAACGGCCACAAAGAACAAACAUACACAUGCAAAUUUGUUAUGUGAGAAUAUAAUAAUGAAAAAAAAAUCGGUGUUUUAGCUUUAAGUGAAAGACAAUUUGGAAAUACUUUGAAUUUACAAGUAUCGCAUCUACAUACUUACUAGCAUAAACUUGUCUACAAACAAACAGAUCCUUAGAAAAUUAACAGAUAAACUGAAGCAGCGAGAAAUAGAAAUAAUAUAUAAAUAUACAUAAACACAUAAAAAAAUAAAGAAAUGCGUAUAUAAAAAACAAAAAACAAAUAUAUAUAUAUACAUAUACAUAAAUAAUAUAAAAUCUAGCGAUGUUUUAAAUUCGAUGUUUUAAAUAUAUGUGUCUGUUUAUGUAACUAUUUAAUGAAGUCAAUACGAAAAAAAAAACAAAAAAUACAAUGAAAAAUUUUUAAAUGUAAACGUUGCUUUAAGAAUUACAACAAACAUAUGCAGACAUACAUACAUAUAUACGAAUUUAAAAAAAAAAACUAUAAAUACAAAUAUAAAAAGACGCUACAUACAUACAUACAUAAAUGCAUUUGAACACACAUUUAAAAGCUUUCUUCAAAAAUUCAACUCAAAACUGAUUUGCCCACCUAACGGUUCUUGUGACUUACAAAAAUUGAGAAUUCACUCCGUUCGACUCAAACAGUUGACAAUUUAUGGACACGCGCAGCACUUGAGACAGCCUUUAGGCUUCAUAUAGCUAGCUCUAACUUGAGACCAAUUUAUUUUACAUAGAAUAUGAGCGAAACCACACAAUAAUAUAUAUUUUCAAUAAUUAACUUGUAGCAUGUUAACUAUUAGUGUUGAAACGCACUCGAUAUAAUAUAUCUGGAACUUAUCGUGAUAACUCAAAGAAAAGUAAAACGAGUUGUUAUUGUAUUGGCAAGAAACAUUCCUGAAGCAAUUUCAAGCAAUUGUGGCGAAUUAAGAGACCUAGGUCGUUCCGGUUACUUAGACCCGACUGUCAUGUGAACGGGUAACGUAAAACGAUAUUAAGGAACAAAGCGUCGGCAUCAGCGUCGACAAGAGAGUUAGCAUACUAAAGUAGCUUUUAGAUACACAAAUUCGAUCUCUUUUUCGAAGGAAAGUUAUUUAAGUGGAAAUUUGGACUUAUUGGUCUGCAUAAUCUCUAUUUCGAUUAGUGCAUAUUUCGUAACGGAGCUCUAAUGUUUCGGUACUUGUGCGAUAAUAAACGUAAAUUGCAAAUUUUCAAAGCGUCAGUGUCCGAGUUGAGGUCCAAAAUCUUCAAGUUGGAAAAAUACAUUGAAAUUUCAAAAUGACCCAUUUUAGCGCCUCGGUAAGAAAAAAUUGGGAAUAUGCAAACAUUAUUAAAAUAUCAGAUUAGCAAAGCAGAUAAUAGCGAUAUUUAUUUAUGUAUGUAUGUAUGAAGAAAAAAAAUUAAAACAAAAGAUAUAGAUAAAAUAUAUAAUCAUGCCGAAAAAAACUGAAAACUUAUACGAAAACAUGUGUAUGUAUGUAAUACAAAAAAGUUUAAAAAUAAAUUGCGUUCGAAGGUAAAGAAAAAAAGUAAUAUUUAAAAAACUCUACGUCUAUAUAUUGAAAUUGUUGCGUAUUACUAUUUAUAUGAAAAAAUUUAUAACUUAAAACUUAAAUUUUACAUUUUCGAAUUACAUUAUAUUACUUUGCGUAUUUUAAAGAGUCUACAAAUUCAAAAAAUGAAAAACUCGAUAUUUAUACACAUGUGUGUAGCAAAACGACGCUACUAACGAGCACUACAAAAGUUUGAAAAAAAAACCAAAAAAAAAACAAAAA